This is a messenger RNA of Strongylus vulgaris, 405 nucleotides long. Lineage: Eukaryota; Metazoa; Nematoda; Chromadorea; Rhabditida; Strongylidae. The record is from the annotation of a GenBank genome assembly.
AUGGGAUCCUAUCACCUCGCCUGGCUAUUCUUCGACUCCGUCCUCUGCAUUAGAAAACCAUUACUAUCAUCAACUGCUACUCUCCAUCAUCAGCAGCUGAUGACUCGGAACUUGAUGCUUUUUGAGGAUUUGGAGGAAGUCAUCCGCAAAGAAAAUUCCUUUUACAAAUUCGUCGUGGCUGAUUUCAACGCGAAAAUCGGGAUGUUAGAAGAAGGGUGCAUAGGAUCGGGAGAUUUGGAACAGGACUCCGGAAUGAGAACGGCAACCGUCAUGUGGGGCUCUUAUCUGCCGCACGACUUUUUUAUGGCAACUCCAUCUUUAUGGAGAAGGAACACCGGCGGUGGACGUGGGAGUCCAGCAGUACGACUCAUGCGGAGAUCGACCACAUUCUGGACGUCUCAGUAA